Messenger RNA from Haemonchus placei, 327 nucleotides. NCBI's taxonomy places the organism in Eukaryota, Metazoa, Nematoda, Chromadorea, Rhabditida, Trichostrongylidae. The record is from the annotation of a GenBank genome assembly.
AUGUGGGACUUCUCUGUGCUUAUAAUGACGCAGCUAUCACAACGGUUGUACAUUGGAUGGAAGGCAACAGCUGGUGCCGUGGGUGUGGCAUGGGACAAAAUUCGAAACGAUGGUAUAUUACACGAUUACGAUACCUUGAACUUGACAUGGGUGUUCAGCGAUUGUAUCGAAUCCACUGAUGCAGGAGCACUGAUCAGCUGGGUGGAUAGUAAGGCAGAUGUUGUUCUUGGACCUCCGUGUUCUAACUGUGAGGGCUUCCUUAAUUUCAGUUUCACUUUGUUUUGCAAAAAGUACUGCUGCCUAAAAUACAUCGGUUUCUAUUUCUAG